GCCCCCGCGCGCGGGCGUGCGUCCGCUUCCGCAUGCGAAUCGCGAGACGCAACGCGGUGCGCGCACCGGACGGGGCGGGGCUGGCUGGCUCGAGCUCUGAAGCGAGUCCGCGCGACCUGCCCGCGUGGCCCGCCGCUCCCGCUCUGCUGCUCACCACUACUUGCUCCACUGGUCGCCCGCCCGCCCGCUCCCUCCCCUCCCUCUCUAUAUCUACCCGACCUCUCUCCCCCCAUUGCCUUGUCUCGAGCAGAGGCUAACGAGUUCUAGAAUCUAGACUGGCCUUUGUCUCUCUAGCCCUGCACCCUGCCUUGGUCCGGUCUGGUGGCAUCCUACCUGGCCACGCACUUCCACUUCCUUGUUCUUUGCUGAUCAACUCAGAUUCGCCCGAUAUUCGAGUCUCUGCCGUCAUAGUGUCAUACUAUCCGUAAUCAGUGCGCAAUGUCAACCUCACAGUUUCAAAUAUAUUUCUGGUUAAUCAUCGUGCUCUGCAAUUUCAGAAUAUCAAAAUCCCUACCUCUGGAUAGAGAUGCUCUCUUGGACAUAAAAGGUCAUCUGAACGAUCCACAAAAUUACCUAUCUAACUGGGAUGAAUCUCAUUCACCGUGCCAAUUUUACGGUGUUACUUGUGACCAUGAUUCUGGUGAUGUCAUUGGGAUAUCACUCUCAAGUAUCUCACUAUCAGGCACUAUAUCAUCUUCAUUUUCUAUUCUUCAUCAAUUACGCACUCUGGAGAUCAGUGCAAACUCCAUUUCAGGCAUUGUUCCUGCUGCACUGGCUAACUGCACAAAUCUGCAGGUUCUUAAUCUGUCAAUAAACAGUUUAACAGGCCAAUUGCCUGAUCUUUCAGCAUUGCUCAAACUAGAAGUUCUUGAUUUGUCGACAAAUAGUUUUAAUGGGGAAUUCCCAGUAUGGGUCAGCAAAUUAUCAGGCCUAACUCAAUUAGGCCUAGGAGAGAACAACUUCGAUGAAGGUGAUGUUCCAGAAAGCAUUGGAGACCUGAAGAACCUAACAUGGCUAUUCCUGGGACAAUGCAAUCUGAGGGGAAAUAUACCAGCUUCAGUCUUUGAUUUGUUAUCACUGCAGACACUGGACUUCUCACGCAAUCAGAUAACUGGUGUGUUCCCCAAGGAAAUAUCCAAACUGAGGAACCUGUGGAAGAUCGAGUUCUACCAAAACAACUUGACUGGUGAAAUUCCUCGUGAGCUUGCAACUCUAACCUUGUUAUCUGAAUUUGAUGUGUCUCGGAAUCAGCUGACUGGCAUGCUUCCUAAGGAGAUUACUGGGCUGAAGAAGAUGAAGAUCUUCCAUAUAUACCAUAAUAACUUCUCUGGUGAGCUUCCUGAAGGGCUGGGGGACCUGCAGUUUCUUGAGUCAUUCUCAACCUAUGAAAAUCAGUUCUCAGGAAAGUUCCCUGCCAACCUUGGCCGGUUCUCACCACUCAACACAAUUGACAUAUCAGAGAACUAUUUUUCCGGUGAAUUUCCAAGGUUCUUGUGCCGAAACAACAAGCUGCAGUUCUUACUGGCUUUGAACAACAACUUUUCAGGUGAAUUCCCUGGCUCUUACUCUUCCUGCAAGACACUUCUGAGGUUCAGAAUAAGUCAAAAUCAGUUCAGUGGGAGUAUUCCUAGUGGCAUGUGGGGAUUGCCUAAUGCUGUGAUAAUUGAUGUUGCCAAUAAUGGAUUUGUUGGGAGUAUAUCUUCUGAUAUAGGCUUUUCAGCCACUCUGAACCAGCUGUACGUUCAGAACAACUUCUUCUUUGGGGAGAUCCCAGUGGAGUUGGGGAGGCUCUCCCAGCUGCAGAAGCUGGUUGCUUUCAAUAACAGAUUCUCUGGCCAAAUCCCUACACAGAUUGGAAGUCUGAAGAAGCUGACUUACCUGCAUUUGGAACAUAAUACACUGGAAGGGCCGAUACCACCAGACAUCGGAAUGUGCAAUAGCCUGGUUGACCUGAAUCUUGCAGAGAAUUCUUUGACUGGAGACAUUCCAGACACACUGGCCUCCCUCUCCACUCUGAAUUCACUCAAUCUCUCCCAUAACAUGAUCUCUGGUGAAGUUCCUGAAGGAUUGCAGUCACUGAAGCUGAGUUAUAUUGAUUUCUCCUACAACGAGUUGUCCGGGCCAGUCCCUCCUCAACUCCUGAUGAUAGCUGGAGAUGAUGCAUUCUCUGAAAAUUCCGGCCUUUGUGUCACCGACACUUCUGAAGGGUGGAGGCAAAGUGUCACCAACUUAAGACCUUGUCAGUGGACCGACAGCCGUCACAACUUCUCAAUGAGACGGCUGUUUCUUUUGCUGGUCAUAGUGAUAUCUUUGGUUGUUCUCCUGUCUGGGUUGGCAUGUCUGAGCUAUGGAAAUUACAAACUUGAAGAGUUCAACAGAAAGAGAGACAUCGAGAGCGGUGAUGACACUGACUCAAAGUGGGUUCUUGAGUCCUUCCAUCCCCCAGAGCUUGACCCUAAGGAAGUAUGCAACUUGGAUAGAGAGAAUUUGAUUGGUUGUGGAGGUACCGGCAAAGUUUACAGACUAGAAUUGAGCAAGGGAAGGGGAACUGUGGCUGUGAAGGAGCUGUGGAAGCGUGAUGAUGCAAAGGUCUUGAAGACUGAGAUAAACACCCUUGGGAAGAUACGCCAUCGGAACAUUCUGAAACUUAAUGCAUUUUUGACUUGUGGAGCAUCAAACUUUCUGGUUUAUGAGUAUGUGGCGAAUGGAAAUCUGUAUGAUGCUAUUCGCCGUGAGUUAAAAGCUGGGCAGCCAGAGCUUGACUGGGGCAAGCGGUACCGGAUUGCUGUUGGGGCUGCAAAGGGCAUCAUGUACCUUCACCAUGAUUGCUCCCCAGCCAUAGUCCAUCGGAACAUUAAGUCGACCAACAUACUGCUGGACGAGGAGUAUGAAGCUAAGCUUGCGGAUUUUGGUAUCGCUAAAUUUGUGGAGGGUUCACCGCCUAGCUGCUUUGCUGGUACCCAUGGCUACAUGGCUCCUGAGUUUGCAUAUUCUCUAAAGGUGACAGAGAAGGGUGAUGUUUACAGCUUUGGUGUUGUACUUCUAGAGUUGCUUACUGGGCAUAGCCCGACUGAUCAACAGUUUGAUGGUGAGAUGGACAUCGUUUCCUGGGUUUCAUUUCAUCUGGUUGACCAAAACCCUGCAGCUAUUCUUGAUCCAAAAGUAAGCAAAGAUUCAUCAGACGACAUGAUAAAGACCUUGAACAUUGCCAUUCUUUGUACUGUUCAACUUCCAUCUGAACGGCCAACAAUGAGAGAAGUCGUGAAAAUGCUCAUCGACAUCGAUCCUAGCUCCGCAACUGGGAGGGCAAAGAACAAGAAUGAUAAGAAGUGAGAACAGCAGGACUUUUGUUAGUAAGAUAUACCAAUCACAACAUCAGGGUCUUUAGGCACCCAGUAGCAGCUCACAGGGGGAAGCUUAUUAGGUCCUCAGAAUGCCUGACUGGUGAAUAGCAACUAGUAGGCUGAUAAGAUAAUCUGGAGGAGUGAGGUAUAGCCUCUGCAAGCUUGUUCAUAGGUUAAAACUUUAGAUAUAUCCUGUACAAAUUAGUACUGUAAUCUGAAAAUUUCUGUACAUAUACUACGAGCAUCAGUAUGAUUUACCGCAUUGCAAGUCAGAUAAUGGACACUAGCAAUAGUUAAUGAAUGAGGACAUACUAGUAAUAUAUCCAUAUGCCCAAUUUUAUCAGAAUGAAACAGGACAUGGUGACAGGCACAUUACAUUUACUGAUCAUUCUAAUACUCGUGGAAAUUCUGAAUUCAAGUUUUCUUUCUGCCUCAUUUUAGCCAUCCUUUUAUAUUUAUUGAGAGUAUGAACAAUCUCAAGGGCUAUUAAAACUGAUUCAGGAAAAUUAAGGAGUCCACAUCUUCUAAGAACUGAUCGGAUAUCACAUCCUGAUAUUUCAACAACAGAAAAAAAGGAACACACCGAAUCAGAAGCCAGAUUUCUAGUCUUCUUCAGCUCAGAGUAGUUUUCUCUAUCU
Phragmites australis (common reed) is the source of this 3982-nucleotide messenger RNA. RefSeq names its product receptor protein-tyrosine kinase CEPR2-like. Gene Ontology annotation, molecular function: protein kinase activity; receptor serine/threonine kinase binding; ATP binding. The record is from RefSeq and is a predicted model, not a curated record. The coding region runs from base 439 to 3333 and encodes 964 amino acids. NCBI's taxonomy places the organism in Eukaryota, Viridiplantae, Streptophyta, Magnoliopsida, Poales, Poaceae. The transcript is spliced from 3 exons. Gene Ontology annotation, biological process: protein phosphorylation.